AUGGACGAGAAAGAUUCUGUUUCAGUCAUGGUUAAAGAUGCAAAUACACCUUUGUUAGAAGAGUCUAGGAACUCGGGUUGUAAUGGGGCAGAACAGAGUGGUGAUGUGCUGUCAGGAACAACUUCUGGGGGAGUCCAUCAUGCUGGUGUAUUGCAGGGAUGGUUUGGAGAACACUGGUGGAAUGGCAGAUUAUCUGUGCUUUUUUGGACAACUGUGAUUGUGUUAUGUCCAUUAACAUUUUUUAGGCGAAUUGGUUCAUUAGGUCUUAGUUCAGCCAUAGCGGUUGUUUUGGCGAUUGUCUUCCUGGUGGUUGUUACAGGAAUUACAUUUUUUAAACUGGUACAGGGAAGCAUCGGAAUGCCAAAAUUGUUUCCUGAUAUAACCAAUAUCUAUUCAAUUUGGCGACUCUUCACUGCAGUUCCUGUCCUUGUAACAGCAUAUGUUUGUCAUUUUAAUGUGCACAACAUUGAAAAUGAGCUUGAGGACACUUCCUUGAUACAGCCCAUAAUACGAACAUCACUGGCUGUGUGCUCUGCAAUUUAUAUUUUGACAAGUUCAUUUGGUUUCCUUCUUUUUGGGGAUUCUACUUUUGACGAUGUGCUUGCCAACUUUGAUACGGACCUUGGUAUACCGUAUGGUUCAGUACUCAAUGACAUAGUUCGUGUCAGCUAUGCUCUGCACCUUAUGCUUGUUUUCCCGGUUCUGUUCUUUCCACUUCGACUGAAUCUGGAUGGACUACUCUUUCCAUCUGCUGGCCCUUUGGCUACAUCCAAGUAUAGGUUCCCGUUAGUUACAUUGGGGAUCAAUCUUGCCGUUUUCCUUGGUGCCAAUUUUAUUCCCAGCAUUUGGUAUGUUUUCCAAUUUAGUGGCGCAUCUGCAGCGGUUUGCCUGGCUUUCAUCUUUCCUGGUGCCAUUGCUCUGAAGGAUGUUGACCUCAUAGCCUCCCAGAAUGACAAGGUCUUGUCGAUUUUUAUGAUUGUUCUAGCUGUGUUUGCAGCUGCUGUGGCUAUAUACAGUGAUGUUCACGCAUUGUUCACGAAGAACGAAGUCACUAGUGUACGAACUCUGGUUUGGGGAUUCCAGUAA
Messenger RNA from Oldenlandia corymbosa var. corymbosa, 1086 nucleotides. The record is from the annotation of a GenBank genome assembly. Lineage: Eukaryota; Viridiplantae; Streptophyta; Magnoliopsida; Gentianales; Rubiaceae.